This is a messenger RNA of Malurus melanocephalus (red-backed fairy wren), 1507 nucleotides long. It is a transcript of the gene SLC35F4, whose product is annotated as solute carrier family 35 member F4. Gene Ontology annotation, cellular component: membrane. The coding region runs from base 54 to 1325 and encodes 423 amino acids. The record is from RefSeq and is a predicted model, not a curated record. NCBI's taxonomy places the organism in Eukaryota, Metazoa, Chordata, Aves, Passeriformes, Maluridae. The transcript has 7 exons.
UGCCGGCUGCGCUCUCCGUCCCGCCCGGCCGCCCCGCGCGGCUCCUUCCCUCUAUGGAUGGGAAGGCAGCACCCAACGGCGUGGCCACCAUCGAGGACAGGAUCCUGCGCAUCACCGGCUACUAUGGAUAUUACCCGGGAUACUCCAGCCAGAAAAGAGAAGAAGGAACACAAGCGCACACAGAGAGCAGCAGCCAAGAAGCUGAAGGACAGACACGAUGCCAGUCUUGCACAUCCACAUUUCUCAAGCUAAUCUGGAGAUUCCUGAUCAUUUUGUCCGUCUCUUCCUCCUGGGUUGGGACCACACAGUUUGUCAAAAUCGCAUUUGAGACCUUUGACUGUCCUUUUUUCAUGACUUGGUUCUCAACAAACUGGAACAUUAUGAUUUUUCCCAUUUAUUAUUCCGGGCACCUUGCAACUGCACAGGAAAAGCAGUCUCCAAUCAAAAAAUUCAGGGAAUGCAGUCGGAUUUUCGGUGAAGACGGUCUGACGCUGAAACUCUUUCUUAAAAGGACUGCUCCCUUUUCUAUUCUGUGGACUUUGACUAACUACCUGUAUUUACUGGCUUUAAAGAAGCUCACAGCCACAGACGUCUCUGCCCUGUUCUGUUGUAACAAAGCUUUUGUCUUCUUGCUUUCUUGGAUUGUGCUCAAAGACAGGUUCAUGGGAGCAAGGAUAGUGGCAGCAAUAAUGGCAAUCACAGGAAUCGUGAUGAUGGCAUAUGCAGACGGUUUCCAGGGGGACUCCAUCAUCGGGGUGGCCUACGCUGUGGGAUCAGCCUCCACGUCUGCCUUGUAUAAGGUUUUGUUCAAGAUGUUCCUUGGGAGUGCAAACUUCGGGGAAGCAGCUCAUUUCGUGUCUACCCUGGGCUUCUUCAACUUCAUCUUCAUCUCCAUCACCCCCAUCAUCCUGUACUUCACUAAAGUGGAGUACUGGUACCCCUUCUCUGCUGUGCCCUGGGGUUACCUGUGUGGAGUAGCCGGCCUCUGGUUAGCUUUCAACAUCCUGGUUAACGUUGGGGUGGUGCUGACCUACCCCAUUCUGAUCUCCAUCGGCACCGUGCUCAGCGUCCCUGGGAAUGCAGCCGUGGACCUGUUGAAGCACAAAAUGAUCUUCAGCGUGGUGAGGCUGGGGGCCACCAUCAUCAUCUGCAUGGGCUUCCUGCUCAUGCUGCUCCCUGAGGAGUGGGAUGAGAUCACCCUGAGGUUCAUCAACAGCCUGAAGGAGAAGAAGAGCGAGGAUCACGCCGAGGACAUGACGGAAUCCAGCGUGCACACGAGGAGCAGGAGCAGAGCCAACGGGACAGUGUCCAUCCCGCUGGCAUAGGGCCAGAGGUGUAUUCUGUGAAUAUGGCUGAACUCUCCUCACUGCCUGUAUGCUUCAAAAGAUGACAUCUAACCUGAGCAGGGGAUGAACUGUAAGAUAAGGGAGAAACAUCCAUGAGAAAUGUUUACAUUUAUACGCUUAACAAGGAACGGGUGUAAAUAAMUACAAUAAAAUUUUUUUGU